AUGGCACAGGCUAUGGACUCUAUGACCAAGACGAGCGCUCCUUUGGCUGCAGCUCCUAUCGUCCGAGAUCUCAGUCCUUUAUUUGUUCAAUUAUUGAAUGAUACAAAUCCUUCACUAAUUCGAAAAUCAUUGGAAUGUCUUCGCAAUUUUUCUCAGUCAUUAAUGGAUGAUGAAUCGAACAUUAUUCGAUCAUUCAGAUAUUUAAAAGAUAAAGUACAGCAAGGUGGUGAUACUGAUGAUGAUGCAUCGCUUAUCUCUUUAAUCGUCGUCACAUUGAUUAUUCCAUGUUAUCGAUUCUAUUCGACUCACGACAUAUUUGCAUUACAUUUUUUUCAACUGUUUGAUUUAUUAUUAUCACAUCCUUCAGUAUCAAAACAUGAAAAUCAUCGAUUUUCAAUUGCUGUGAUUAUUUCACGUACAAAUCUCUAUCCACCAAAAUCAGUCAUUACAACAAUCGAUAAAUGGACAACAAAAAUGUGGCUCGGAAAACUAAUCGGCCAGAAUCCUACAACAAAUAAGAUGCGUUAUCAAUCGGAAAAACCAUUUCCAUUUGCACCCGAUUCACAAAUAUGCAAUAUAUUAUGUGACAAUACCAAAUAUCCUAUUGAUAUUACAAAUCAAUUUGAUUUAUUCAUUGAAAAAGCAAGACAACAUCAACACACAAAUGCUGAUGAAUUAAUCACUCUACAAAAUAUUUUAAAUCAAUUAUUUCGUUGUCAAUUUAUUCUACAAACAUUUUUAAAUGCUGAUCAAUGUCUAUCAUUGAUGUUAUCAUUUGCUGUACAACGUCAACGAAUAAUUGACGUACAAAUUACCGAUAAAAAUAAUUUACAAGCUCAAACACAAUUAGAAUCGAUAAAAAACCAAAUGAUAAAUCAAUUCGAUUAUCUGCCGAAUGUAAACAAUCGUGAUUUCAAAUUUAUUCAAAGUGAAUGUAAAAUUAAAUGGACAGAUGGUAAAGAAUUUAUCUAUUCAAGUAAUACUAUCCAUUCACGACCAUCAUUUUUAUCACCCCUAUCAAAACUAUUACAGUAUGCAUAUGUUCAACAGCAAGAUGAUAGCGAUACUGAUGCAAAAGGUCUUUGGAAUUUAUUAUUACAUACAAUUCAUCAGAUAUUUACAAAACAUUUGGAAACAUCCGAAUCAAAUUAUGAAUUAGCACAAACUGAUAUGAAAGAUUUUUUUCUUUACUUUUUAAAUCAUGAUGACGAACAAAUACGACAGACCGGUAUAAAAUUUGUGACAAUAUUCGUGAAAGAUUUAUCUAUAUCAACAGACACCGAUCUACCACCAUUAAUUUCAUGUGUCAUUAUUAAAAAUCUUUUUCAAUCGAUGAUCAACAAUGAAAAUUUUCUAAUUAAUGAAAUUCUCUUGAAUGGAUGUUUAGAAUCUUCAUUGAAUUGGUCUAUCGAUGAUCUUUGUUUAUUAUUAACAUCUUUAGCUAUGAAAUUAAGUGAAAUUUCAUCAUCAAACAUUGAUUCAUUAGGUCAUCAUCAAGUAUGGUUUCAAUUUUUUGUCGAUAUUAUCAAUAUUAAUCUUAUUCGUUUGACAACAUUAAUAUUAAAAACAAAUCAUAAUUUUAUUGAAUUUUCUCGACAAAUUCAAACAUCAUUAUUUACACGAUUAUUUCAAUUGAAAAGUGAACACACAUUUGAAAUAUUAAAAUUUAUUAUUAAAAAUUGUGAAAAAGAUUGGAUUAAAGUUUUACUAGAAAUUAUCGAUCAACAAUUUCGAUUAAAUCGAUUACAAGAAAAUAUUCAUGAAUUAUUAAAAGAUUCUCGUCAAUAUGCAUUUGAUCAAUGGCAUAUUAAUACAAGUUUUAAUCAUUUACUUUCAUUAAUUAAAUUAAAUCAAGAUAAAAAUCCAUUAUUAUUAUUAGAAUUUCUCUUACUCUUAGAAAAAAUAUUUGAUUUACAAUCGAAACAAAAACCACGUUUAACAAAUAUCGAUAUUUCAAUCACAAUCAAAUCGAUCAUUAAUGUACUUCAUAUAAUAUUUUCAGCAAAACAUUCGAAUCAAUCUGUAUGGAAUUCAAUGUUUUGUCGUCGUUUAUUGUCUUGUACAGUAUCGAUUAUUCUUCAUUUCAUUAAUCAAAUCGAUACGAAAAAAAUAAUCAUUGACACAAUUGAUAUGCAACGAAUUAUACAAUCGACAAUAUUACUUUCAAUUGAUUAUAAAGAAAUGUUACGUUUAUUUAAUUUUGUUCUUCGUUCAAAACAACAAAUUUUGAUUGAAUAUUGGUUCAAACAAUUAUUAACAUUGACAUUUUUAACAAGUGAUAAUUUAAAUGAAGAAGUAAAAGUUAAUAAUAUCCUAUCCAAUGAAGAACAAUCGUCAUUUUAUUUUCAACUAUCAACUCCAAACGAAUUAUUUGGCAUCUAUACUCAUGAACUCAUUCAAAUGUUACAUGAAAAACUUGAACAAGCGAUCAAUUUUCUGUCAUUAUCAACAUUUAAUUUUCUUUCAAUAUUUAUUCAACAAUCUUUACCUUUAUGUAUUCAAUGUUUACUUCAUAAAAAUUCAAAUAUACGAGUAUCCAUAGCUCGUCUUGUUGGUCGUGCAUUAAAUAUGCAAUCGGAUGAUCUUACGAAACUUUUACAAAGUUUACAAGAUCAUGAUAAUGAAGAAAUUCAUAUGACAAUUUCAAAUUCUUUAAAUUUAAUAUACCAAACACUAAUCACACAUCCCCAUAUCCUUCCUAUCCGAUUCGAAAAUACACUAAACAGGUACACAGCA
Rotaria sp. Silwood2 is the source of this 2736-nucleotide messenger RNA. Lineage: Eukaryota; Metazoa; Rotifera; Eurotatoria; Philodinida; Philodinidae. The record is from the annotation of a GenBank genome assembly.